Pollicipes pollicipes is the source of this 1556-nucleotide messenger RNA. RefSeq lists its product as uncharacterized. The transcript is spliced from 11 exons. The record is from RefSeq and is a predicted model, not a curated record. Lineage: Eukaryota; Metazoa; Arthropoda; Thecostraca; Pollicipedomorpha; Pollicipedidae. Bases 188 to 1531 code for a protein of 447 amino acids.
UGUGAGCCCUGACCGCUAAUUCCGACCAUGCAAUUGCAGGUCAGCGGCAUAAUUUGGUGACGAGAUUUUAACUUGCCAUGUGUAUUCAAGAUGGAGUGUCUGCUACUAAGAAAUGUUUGUGGCAUUGACAGCCAUGACAGGUCACAGCUUUUGGAUCUAAGCCUUUGAUCCUUGAUUACUGAGGACCAUGGAGAGUGAAGCUAAGGAGGAUUUCUCUGGCAGAGCCCCAGCACAAAUGAACAAAUCAAAGUCUGAAAAGAAGAAAACACCAAAGCAGCUGAAGAAAGCUAAGUGUCCUGCCACAAUGGAUGAGCCUCCUUCAGUGGUUUUGGAAUUAUUGCCUGAAGUGCGGUUUCCAAGGCCAGAGCCAGAGGCUCAUUUGAUUGCAAAGCCUCUGAAGAAAGACAAAGCAUGUCUCUUUAUUCCUGAGAAUGCUGCUGCUUCUGGCUCAGAGUCGAUGCCAGAGGUUGGGAAUCAGAGUGCUCCAGCAAAAAGUCCCAAGAAACUGACGAAGACAACACUGUCUGGUGUUGCUCGUGAAGACCCAGCAGUAUCCGGCGCAGAAUCACUUCCUGAGGUCGGUGUGGCAUCUAAGGGUACUUCCCGCAAACGCCGCGUUGUGCCCUCUCGGUACAAAGAGUCUGCAAAAAACCGUGCCGCCGCCACGCCCACGAAGCGUUUGGAGGCGUCUGGUAUCUCCAUCAAUGAGAGCAGACUCUUCUCCACCGCUACAGCCAGCACCCCGAAUUCCACCAUCGGAAAGAAGGAAGGAACCGUCAUAAAAUCUCAACCCAAGCAGCCCCCAAAGAUGGCGAAUUUGCCACUCUCUGACAAAACCGCACCCAAAAUAAAGAAAUCCAACAAGACUGCCACCGUCAAAGUGAAGCCCAUGCGCGCCAUUGAUGCGACAAAAGCUCAGACGGUUGGGGACGCUGAUCGGGUGCCUGAGCACCAGCUGCUGUACAACCAGUACCUGCAGUGGACCUACCUCUGCAGGGUGACCGAGGCGUCCAUCAAGAGGGAGCUGCCGCAGCUCAACUUUCAGGCGCGCCAGCUGAGCGCGCUGGUGGAGGGCGCGCGUGAGGAGAAGCUGGAGCUGGAGCGGAAGCUGCAGGCGGUAACGCUGUACCGCGAGAUGGCGCGGCUCGAGCACGAGCUGACUAUCGUUCUCGGGGCCAUCAACGGCUCGGCGGACGCGGUCCGGGGCGACCUCAGUCGGCUGACCACCAUUCUCGACGCCACGCGGAACAGGCUGCAACUGAAGCACUUCACCGAGCCGACAGAUGUCGCCCGAUACGCGGAGGACCUGCUGCAGGCGGCCGAGCGGUGCCGGGACGCCGUCAGUGCGCUGAGUGACGUCACCGCGCCGCACUCCAGCCUACUGAAGCACACGGCCGAGUCGGUCAGCAGUCUUCAGCAGGCGCUACGGGGCGGCAUGGACGACACACAGAGGUCGGCGGAGCUGCUGCGGGAGCUGAACUCGCUGACGCUGCAGGAGGCGUCGCUGGCGGUGGGCAGCUCAGGGCAGUGACGGCGGACCGGACCCGGAGGCCGGA